AUGGAAGAGACAAUCGACUUGGAUUUUGAUGAAUAUGACGACUUUGAAUCUGUUCGUUUGCCGGGUGUUGAGCAUAAUAUUUCUUUGGAACAAAGCAACGAAAAGAAAAAGUUUGUAUUUAAUGGGUUUGUGAAUCCUUAUCAAGAUGCAAUUGAAUGGGUUAUGGAGCUUAUUAAAACUUUGUUCUUUGUUCCUCAGUUUCACAUAUGUGGUCGAUUUAGGGAGAGAUGGAAUUUAAAUGUAUUAGAACUAGUGGUCUGUUUGGUUUUCUGGUUGAUUUAA
Molecule: messenger RNA, 282 nt
Organism: Enterobius vermicularis (human pinworm)
Lineage: Eukaryota; Metazoa; Nematoda; Chromadorea; Rhabditida; Oxyuridae
Source: the annotation of a GenBank genome assembly